Messenger RNA from Lactuca virosa, 525 nucleotides. The record is from the annotation of a GenBank genome assembly. NCBI's taxonomy places the organism in Eukaryota, Viridiplantae, Streptophyta, Magnoliopsida, Asterales, Asteraceae.
AUGACUUGUGACAACGGUGGUGGUGGUUCGGGACCUUGGUCAGAUCUUACGCAUCAUGUGUUGUUUUUAGUGAUGACACAACAGGGAGUUAUUGAUUUUGUUGCAUUUAGUGGGGUUUGCAAGUCAUGGAGGUCAUUCGCAUUAUCUUAUAUGAGCACAUUUAUGACAUCUAGACCACCCAUGUUUAUGUCUCCUGAUGAUGAUUACGAUGUUGAGUGGUGGUGCCACCUAAAGGACGUUGAAGGAAGAAGGUUUAAAACCAUUGUUCCCCACCCUGCUAGUGCGGUCUGUGUUGAAAUAACUUGUGGGUAUGUGAUCUUGUUCGUGACCAAAACCCGUGACUUUGGGCUUAUCAACCUUAUCACAUGGCAUGAACUUCAUUUCCCUAAUGCCCCCAUAAAUUUCAUUCUUCAUGCUGUUAAACGAAAAGUCAGAGCUAUACUUGUAUUUUCACCUUCAAUAUCUGGUUGUUGGGUGUUUCUCGAUUUAUAUGUAUUCACCCAUGAAAUUGUUUUUCUAGAGUAA